This is a messenger RNA of Rotaria sordida, 621 nucleotides long. Lineage: Eukaryota; Metazoa; Rotifera; Eurotatoria; Philodinida; Philodinidae. The record is from the annotation of a GenBank genome assembly.
AUGCAAUCUCAAUUUAAUAAUGGUAAAUUAAGUCAACAAUCAGGUCAUCAUGCACAUGUACAUUAUCUUUUUAACAAUCUUAUUUCUAAUUUAUACAAUCAACCAUUAUAUCUUGAUUUAUUAAAUACAUGGAGAACUUUAUAUGAAGUAUCAUAUAAAUCUAAUAGUUCAAUCUAUAAUUCUGUAAUUAAUCAUUCAUUAUUAAAAACAAAAUCAAUUCAUUUUGAAAUAAAAAAUCCUAAAUAUGUAUUUAUUUUAACAUUAUGUAUUUUAAUUCUUUUAUUAUUAAAUUUUUCUCUAUGCAUAUUUUUGGCACGACGUGGACAUGGUUGUCGAAAACGUGAAUAUAAUUGUCUUAAUGGACAUACACAAUUAAAUAUUGAAAAAUCACAACAACAACAACAACAACAACAUGGUGGAUCAUCACCAUCAAGUACGAAUAGUAAUGGAACAAUAACACAACAAUUAAUUGUUAAUACAAAUUAUAUAACAACAGAUAGUAAUCUUAGCAAUACACCACCUAUUGAUAUUUUACAUCCAAUAAAUAUAACAAAGAAGAAUGGUAUAUUACGAAGUUCAUCAAUAAAAAAAUCAUCACUAUUACCUGAAGCAAUUGUAUAG